AUGGGUAAAUUUAAUGUUGCUGCUAAUUUUUUUUACAACAUUAACUUAUUUAUUUAGAAAGAAGAUGUUGAUACUCGUUUGGAGUUCAUGAGCGAAUAUAUUCUCAAAGCACUAAAGCAAAAAGUUGAGAAAUGGACAAAGUUUAUUACAGGAGACGAAAGACACGUUCUAUUCCGAUACUUCGACCUACCGAAGUACGACAUUAUAGUGUUCCGCAUGAACACGGCAGGCCUGCUGACAUGCGCUACCAGUUUCCCCCCCAUCAGCAGGGGGAAAAUGAUCUAUUUCCUCCGGAAUUCUGAUGAGAAGAUCACUCAAGCUAAUUUUCGUACGAUCACCACGAUCGGCGAGUUAUCCGGCAACGUGCUGAUGGACAUCAGCCUGAUGGCCGACGAGGUGAUAGGCCCGCUGCUGUGCAACCCGGAGAACCAGCGCGGCUGGCCCAAGAUCGUCCGCAACGACAUGCAGCGCCACAUCAACGAGCUCAGGAACUUGAUGCACCAGCUCAAAGGUGAAAUGUCUAGCCAAGUUAUGUUGCCGAUGCCUGCAGGAGUAGAAAACAUUUACCAUGCUGAAUCUCGAUUGAGAGAAAGUGAUGGAGAAGACGUUGACUUGUAUUUGAAGACGAAUAUUGAAGGCGCUAUUAUUAAAUGGGCCCAACAAGUACACGACUUACUUCAAGAGGAUUCUUAUAUCGCAUUCAAGAAAACCAAGUUUCCUUUGCCGAUCAUGGACAUAGACUUCUACGUGCACCGUCUGCGCAAUUUAGAAGGCAUAUACUCACAGCUGCGCGACCCGCGCGUCAAACGUAUGGCGCAUUAUUUGGAAGAUACUCGCAGCGUCUACCUUGCUUGCUUCAAGACCAUGUUGACUAAUGUCGUGGCUGCUAUUGUGGAAUGCAGAGACAUCUACAUCUAUCAAAAACCGUUGCAACUACACUUUGAAACCUUUGAGGGGACAGACUUUUCUGACGCCAAGUACCUUAUCAGACCCAUGUUUCAUUGCAUUGGUCUUCUGUGGGGAAAUUCGAGAUAUUAUUGCAGCGUGGAGAAACUUAUACCGUUACUACGAGAGGUAUGCAAUUUGGUAAUCCAACAAUGCACCAACUCUAUCGACCCCUCGUCAAUUUUCCAAGGAGAUGCUGACGAAAAUUUGAUGAAAUUGAGAAAAGCAAUGGGCAUAUUGAAACACUUCAUUGAUACGUAUGAAUUGAACCGUGAUAAAGUGCACACGUUUUUUCCUCCCGGUGUGAUGCCAGUACGCUGGUCUUUUGACUUCGAUCGCGUUUUCAUGAGGUAUAACGUGUACACGAAGCGUCUUUCGAUGAUCGAGAGCAUUCUAGAAGCUACUGUUGAGAUAUUAAAACUAGAAAAGGUUGAGUUCUGCGGUCUGAGAGGGAAAACUUUGAGCACAGAAUGUAUGAAAGUUUUGGAUGACUACACUGUGAAAUAUCAACAACUUGGUAAUAUAACGUACGAUCCGGCUGACCCCGAAGAUAAUAGCUUCUUGAAAGACUAUGCUCGGCAUAUGGAUGUCCUUGAGGAUAUCGACAGAAGACUGGCGUCCCUGUUCUCUCAGGGUCUGGACGAAUGUCAUAAUUUGGAACAUUUCUUCAAGUUCUUCCAAAUAAUAGGCGACCUAUUCCACCGACCAGUUAUCAAGAACGAGUUGAAACCAAAGCUAGUGAAACUGCUAGAUUUCAUGCAUUCAAACUUGGACUGUGUCAAGGAAAUAUUUGACGAGGAGAUAGCGAAACUAACAAAAGGUCCAGAGAGGCCAAUGGUGGAUCCAUAUCUACCGCCCAUUGGUGGCGUUUUAUGGUGGGUCUAUAAACUUCGUAGACGACUUCAGAGUCCAAUGGAAGAGUUCAUUCUGUUUGAAGAUCCUAUAAUAGAGACAGAGUAUGCUGUGUACAUGAAACAAAAGCACAACGAGAUGCUGCUAUACUUGAAUCAAUUGGAAGACCGCCAGUUCAAGGCAUGGUGCGCGACUGUCCCGGGGAUAUGCAAGCUUCAUCUCGCCAAGAACCUUAUUUAUCGAGAUCCGCCGUUUGUUAGGAAUAAUUUUAGUCCUGAGUUGGUGAUGUUGUUACGUGAGAUCCGGUACAUGAAGUACUUGGAUAAGCAAGGUAUUCCACCAGAUGGUCUGGAGCUGUAUGCUCGCAAUGAAAAAUUACAGUAUGACAUGAAUCGCCUGAAUCGCGCCAUCGCGUGGUACAACGCAAUCCGUGAAGGCAGUCAUGAAACGGAGGUGGCUCUCAUUGAAAAGGAGAUCUCUGCUAUUGACACUCUCCUCGGGCGAGGUGUAGAAGAACUAACGUGGAAUGAUGAUUUCACCGACUGGAUGGCAGAAGUGUACGCGGCCAUCAACACUUUGCAAGAGCGUGUGCUCACGGCGCAGAACAACGUCAAACGUGGCCUGGCGAACAUUGCAGCCUGGGGCGACAAGCCUCUGCAUAACCGCAAGGAAAAUCUUGACAAGAUGGAGUUACUUGCUGUUGUUGAAAGACAUCCUAGAUUCGUGCGCAGACGAAACAAGAUUCUCGAAAGUCAUGAAGAGUUCCUGGAUAUUUUGGUGCACAAUUACAAGCUGUUUUUCAACAUAAUGGACGAAGAAGAGGAAGAAGAAGAGGAAGAGGAACUUGAGGAAGUAGAUGAAUCGACGUUAGAUGACGACGAGAAGGCGGCGCGCGCUGCUAAACUGCGUGAUAUAAUGGAGCGCCGUGAGGCAAGAAUGCUGGCGAAAGAAGAGCGGGAACGGGAGCGCGAGGAAGCUGCCCAGAUCAAGUUUGAGCGAAGAGAAGCCAGACGCUUGAAGCGAGAGGCAAAGGAAGCUGAGAGACAAGAGAGACAGGCGCGUAGGGACGCUGGUGAGGAUGUAGAUUCUCCAGUAGAGGAAGAAGAAGAACUAGACCCCGAAGAGUUGGCAGAUAUUGAAGAAGAAAAACGUGAGAUGGAGGAAGAAGCAUUCCGGGCUGCACGUUGGCCAGCAUACGUCAGAUAUGUUGAUUCUUUGGUGUCAAAACAAAUUAUGAAGGCAAUACAAUCCAGUUUAGAUUUGUUUGAGAAGCAGACAGAUUUGGAGAAGGGCCCGAGAGUCGCGUUUAUGGAAGUGGUUGCUGAAUUAAAAGAUCCAGACAUAUAUUUCUCACCAUCUCUGGAUAUGGACGAUGAUGAUGGCCUCUACGACACAUUGAGAGAGAUGAUGAAGGAUAUGUUCCUACAAGCAACACUCUUCCCAAGAAUAGAUCCGAUCGUGCCUAUUGCUUCUUAUGAAGACGACAUCGAAAAAGAGGAAGCGAUGAUUGAUCUAUACCAUGAGAUACUAAAGCGGGUCGAAAAUAGUAUCAACGACGUCGUUUCAUAUGCUUCUAAAUACGAAAAAUAUACUCCUCUAUGGAUCGAAGACAGGCAAGAGGUCUUACAAGGAUUCUUGAAAUAUGGACGUGUGAUACCACCCGAGGAGUUUGAUAAGUACAAGUAUGAAAAUGGUUGCGACCCACCUGAAAUGAAACCGAAGCUCGAGCAGUAUCAGCAAGAGAUUGACAAAUACAACGCAAUGUACGACGAGGUUGCUGCAUUGCCAUCCGAGUAUCUGUGUAACGGAUGGCUGCGGCUCGACCUGAAGCGACUCAAUCAAGCUAUUAUGAACAUCAUCUGUAAAUGGAGCAAUCUUUACAAGCAAAAUUUGAAAGACCAUGUACAGACCAGUUUGGAUGAUCUAGAAAAGUUCAUCAUCUACGCAACCAAAGAGUUGUCGGUGGAGCUUGACGACGAUGACUACGAAGGUCUUCUGCAAGUGAUGCGGGUGCUCAAUGAGGUGAAGGCGAAGCAGGAUGCAGGCACCGACACCAUGUUUGAGCCGCUGAGGGACAUCAUCGAUGUCCUCAAAGAAUAUGGAGUGGACUUCCCAGAAGAGACUUAUGAACAGUUGGACGUCCUCCCCGAGCGGUGGAGGAACGUGGUGAAGCUGGCGACGGUGAUGAAGAACACCGUGGCCCCGCUGCAGGCUGCGCAGGCGGCGCUCAUCGCCAAGCGCGUGGCGCUCAUCAACCUGCGCCUCACAAUGUACCGGGAGCAGUUCAAGCUCAAGGAGAUGUUCCUGGAGUCUUGCAGAGAACCAUACAGACAAAUCGACAAAGUGCACAUAGAGCUCUUGGGUUUUGAAGACAUUGUUGAUGGGUUGAAGAAAUCCUGCUCGUUGUUCGACAUUCAACCGCCUGAUGAAAAGAAUCUGAAAACAUGUCGCAGGGAACUGAGGCUUAUCAAGCAACUUUGGGAUUACUAUUAUCUGGUGAUGGGAACUAUAGAGUUCUGGAAGAAGUCACCGUGGAAGAAGAUAGAUGCAGAUGGUAUGGACCAGGAGUGCAAGAGGUUCACUAAAGACAUGCGACAGCUUGAUAAGGAUAUGAGAGUCUGGGAGCCGUAUAUUGCAAUAGAAGGAACUAUAAAGAAUUUGAUGACUUCUCUGCGAGCUGUGACAGACCUUCAGAAUCCCGCUAUCAAGGACAGGCACUGGGUUGAACUGAUGAUGGCCACCAAAGUAAAAUUCAACAUCACCGAUGAUACAACUUUGGCAGACUUGUUAGCUUUGAGCCUUCACAAGUACGAGGAAGAAGUAAAAACUAUUGUCGAUAAGUCUGUCAAAGAAGCUGCUAUGGAUAAGACGCUCAAGGAGUUAGAAUUGACCUGGGCUGUUAUGGAGUUCGAUUAUACAAGUCACGAUAGAACUGGUAUUAAACUUCCUAAAGCUAGCGAAGAAUUGGUUGAAACUCUUGAAGAUAACCAGAACCAAGUCCAGAACAUGAUGUCAUCCAAAUUCAUUGGGUUCUACGAGGCAGAGGUAACAGCGUGGCAGAAGAAACUGGGCACAGCCGACGCUGUGAUUGCCAUCUGGUUUGAAGUGCAAAGAAAAUGGCAGUACCUCGAGAGUAUUUUUGUGGGCUCUGACGAUAUCAGAGCUCAAUUGCCUGAAGAUUCCAGGAGAUUCGAUCAUAUUGACAAGACAUUUAAGGAAUUGCUUAGAGAUAUUGGUAAUACACCCAAUGUAGUCCAAGCUACUAAUAAACCAGGUUUGCUAGACAAACUGGAGGAGCUGAUGGCUGCCCUUAACCUUUGCGAGAAAGCGCUCAAUGAUUAUUUGGAAACGAAGAGGCUGGCGUACCCUCGUUUCUACUUCGUGUCUUCAGCGGAUCUGCUGGAUAUUUUGUCCAACGGUAACAAUCCACCGGCCGUUUCAAAGCAUCUCACAAAGUUGUACGACAACUUGGCUAAGUUGGUGUUCCCCAAGACUGGCAGUAAGCAUGCUUUCGAAAUGAUUUCCAAGGAGAAUGAAGAACAUGUGCCAUUCAAGGCACCUUGCUGUGAUUGCUCUGGGAAGGUGGAAGUAUGGCUCAACCGUGUCACGGACUGCAUGCGAUAUACUUUACGUGAUAUUUUUGAGCAUAGCGUAAAAUCUUACGAAGACAAACCUCGAGACGAAUGGGUGUUCGACUGGCCAGCACAGCCUGCUUUGGUGGGCACCCAGAUUUGGUGGACUACAGAGACAAAUCAGGCCUUUGAAAAGCUUGAAGAAGGUUACGAGGGAGCAUUAAAAGACUAUCAGAAGAAACAAAUCGCUCAGCUAAAUGCACUAAUUGUGCUUUUACUCGGAGAUUUAACAGUCGGUGACCGACAGAAGAUUAUGACUAUUUGCACCAUUGAUGUCCACUCGCGAGACGUGGUAGCUAAACUGAUUGUUUCAAAAGUGGAAAGCUCAAAUGCCUUCCAGUGGCAGAGUCAAUUGAGACAUCGUUGGGAUAAUAACCUGAAUAAUUGUUUCGCCAAUAUCUGCGACGCUCAGUUCCUUUACGAUUACGAGUAUCUGGGUAACACUCCUCGACUUGUCAUUACGCCACUGACUGAUCGCUGCUACAUUACGUUGACUCAGAGUCUCCAUUUGAUUAUGGGUGGUGCUCCGGCCGGACCAGCCGGUACCGGUAAAACGGAGACUACGAAGGACUUGGGGCGAGCUCUGGGCAUCAUGGUAUACGUGUUCAAUUGUUCUGAGCAAAUGGACUACAAGUCUUGCGGCAACAUUUACAAAGGUCUUGCCCAAACCGGCGCAUGGGGUUGCUUCGAUGAGUUCAACAGAAUUUCGGUGGAAGUGCUGUCCGUAGUGUCUGUGCAGGUAAAGAGUGUACAAGACGCCAUCAAGGCCAAGAAAAAGAAGUUCGACUUCAUGGGAGAGUUCAUUACGCUUAUACCAACAGUCGGCAUGUUCAUCACCAUGAACCCCGGUUAUGCCGGAAGGACGGAGUUACCGGAGAACUUAAAGGCACUUUUCAGGCCAUGUGCCAUGGUGGUACCGGACUUCGAGUUGAUUUGCGAAAUCAUGUUGGUGGCGGAAGGCUUUCAAGAGGCACGUCUGCUGGCGCGCAAGUUUAUUACUUUGUACACCUUGUGUAAGGAGUUGCUAUCAAAACAGGACCACUACGAUUGGGGCUUGAGAGCUAUCAAGUCUGUACUGGUAGUAGCCGGAUCACUCAAGAGAGGUGACCGCCUUAGACCAGAAGACCAGGUGCUAAUGAGAGCUUUGAGAGAUUUCAAUAUUCCCAAAAUCGUAACUGACGAUACGCCUGUAUUCAUGGGACUGAUCGGAGAUUUGUUCCCUGCGCUAGACGUGCCACGAAAACGAGACUUCGAUUUCGAAAAGAGUUUGGUAGACGCCGCUAUUUCCAUGAAACUGCAACCAGAACCAGGGUUUAUUCUAAAGAUGGUCCAACUAGUCGAGUUGUUUGCCGUAAGACACUCGGUAUUCAUUGAUGGAUUUGCUGGUACCGGCAAGUCCAUGGUGUGGCAGUGCCUUAACAAAACCUAUUACAUGCUCAAAAUGAAACCUUUCUACAACGAUCUGGACCCUAAAGCUGUCACCAAUGACGAGUUGUUUGGUAUAAUCAAUCCAGCCACGAGAGAGUGGAAGGAUGGCUUAUUUUCGACCAUCAUGAGAGACAUGGCCAAUAUGCCAGGUGAUGGACCUAAAUGGAUUGUGUUAGAUGGAGAUAUUGAUCCUAUGUGGAUUGAAAGUUUGAAUACCUUGAUGGAUGAUAAUAAGGUGCUAACGUUGGCUAGUAACGAGCGAAUCGCCUUGAAUAAAACGAUGCGAUUGUUGUUUGAGAUCUCCAACUUGCGCACAGCCACCCCUGCUACUGUCUCACGUGCUGGUAUCUUGUACAUUAAUCCUCAGGAUUUGGGGUGGAAUCCAUUUGUGGCAUCCUGGAUCGAUACAACAAGAGACGAUGAGAGUGAGAAAGCAAUGCUGACGGUAAUGUUCGACAAGUACAUUCCGUCACUUCUGGAGUCUUGCAAGAAGUACAAGCGUGUGACGCCGCUCACUGAACUGCAACAGAUCCAGCUUACGUGUUAUUUACUAGAGUGUUUCUUGAACAAGUCACUGCUGCCUAGUGACUGUCCAAAAGAAUGGUAUGAGACAUACUUCGUUUUUUGCAUCGUGUGGGGUUUCGGUUCCGCACUCUUCCAAGAUCAGCUCGUGGACUGGCGUAACGAAUUCAGCAAAUGGUUCUGCAAUGAGUUCAAACAAAUCAAGUUCCCUUCCACCGGCAAUGUGUUCAGUUUCUUCAUCGACUCUGAGACAAAGAAGUGGCUCCCAUGGUCUGAGAAAAUUGAGAACUUUGAACUUGAUCCUGAUCUGCCUUUACAGUCAUGUCUAGUAUCGACGUCGGAGACGACCCGUAUCAGAUUCUUCAUGGAUCUGCUGAUCGCGAAGCAGAAGCCUGUGAUGUUGGUAGGCAGUGCCGGCAGCGGGAAAACUGUGAGCGUUGCGGCCAAACUGAAUUCCUUGCCAGAUUCCUUCGCCAUUGCCAACGCUCCACUUAAUUUCUAUACUACUUCUGAAAUGAUUCAAAAAGUAUUAGAGAAGCCAUUGGAGAAGAAAUCAGGUCGCAACUUCGGGCCUCCUGGCAGUAAGUUUAUGAUCUACUUCGUGGAUGAUCUGAACAUGCCUGAAGUCGACACUUACGGCACUGUGCAGCCACAUACACUUAUCAGGCAAUUCAUGGACUACAAGCAUUGGUACGAUCGACAAAAGCUGUCGCUGAAGGACAUAUCGAACUGUAUGUUCGUGUCGUGCAUGAACCCCACAGCGGGAUCGUUCACAAUCGACCCACGUCUGCAAAGACAUUUCUGUACAUUUGCUGUGAGCUUCCCCGGCAUAGACGCGUGCUUCCACAUCUACAAGCAGAUUCUGUCGCAGCACGUGGCCAAUCCACUGAACAAGUUCGGCAUCCCGGUGAUUCGCUACGCCGAACCGCUGGUCAAUGCGGCGCUCGCGCUGCAUAACAAGCUAUCCAGCAUGUUCCUGCCCACUGCGAUCAAGUUCCACUACAUUUUCAACCUUAGGGACCUGUCUAAUAUAUUCCAGGGCAUGUUAUUCACAACCGGAGAUGCGAUUAAGACACAAUCUGAGUUGAUCAGGCUAUGGAUGCACGAAGCUACUAGAGUGUAUUCUGACAAACUUGUGGAUUCUGCUGAUAACGAGAGCUUCCAAAAACUUAUCUCUGACGUUAUCAAAAAGAAUUGCGAGGACUUCGAUGAGAAUGUAGUAUUUGAAAAACCCCUGAUAUAUUGUCAUUUCGCGGAAGGAGUGGGCGAUCCCAAGUACUUCCCAAUCAGGGAUUGGCCUCAAAUCAAGAAGUUGCUAGAUGAGUCGUUGUCUGGCUAUAACGACCUAGUUGCUACCAUGAACUUGGUGCUAUUCGAGGACGCCAUGUAUCAUAUCUGCAGAAUCAAUCGCAUCCUAGAAGCGCCGCGUGGCAACGCGUUACUGGUGGGCGUAGGCGGGUCGGGCAAGCAGUCGUUGUCGCGGCUGUCGGCCUUCAUCUCUUCGCUCGAGGUGUUCCAGGUUCAGCUGCGCAAAGGCUACAGCAUCAACGACUUGAAGCUCGAUUUGGCUGGCUUGUACGUCAAGGCGGGUCUUAAGAACAUCGGCAACGUGUUCCUGAUGACGGACGCCCAGGUCGCCGAGGAGCGGUUCUUGGUGCUGAUCAACGAUUUGUUGGCGUCUGGAGAAAUUCCAGAGUUGUUCGCCGAUGAUGAAACUGAGAAUCUCAUCAAUGGUGUCAGGGGAGAGACGAAAGCAUCGGGUGUACCAGAUACACGUGAAAAUUGUUGGAGAUUCUUCAUCAACCGAGUGCGAACCAUGCUAAAGGUGGUGUUGUGCUUCUCGCCCGUGGGCGCGACUCUCAGGGUGCGCGCGCGCAAGUUCCCCUCCAUCGUCAACUGCACCGCCAUCAACUGGUUCCACGAGUGGCCGCAGGAGGCGCUGCGCUCUGUCUCCAAGCGGUUCAUCGCUGAAGUCGAGGCUUUACCGGUUCAUUUGGUGGAUGCAGUAGCAAUGUUCAUGGCCCACGUCCACCAGAGCGUGAACCUAAUGUCAGCAGUUUACUUCCAAAACGAGCGUCGGUACAAUUACACGACGCCGAAGACUUUCUUGGAACAGAUCGCCCUCUAUUCCAAACUCAUCAGCGAGAAGACGACGAAUCUCAAAAUGAUGAUAGCGAGACUCGAAAACGGAUUGGAAAAACUGGCCUCAUGUGCUGCUGAUGUGGCUGUGUUAAAGGUGACUCUAGCAGAGCAAGAAAUCGAUUUGAAAAUUAAAAACAAAGCGGCCGAAGAACUCAUUGAAGUGGUGGGCGCUGAAAGUGAAAAAGUAUCCAAAGAAAAGGCGUUUGCUGCCGAGGAGGAGAAGAAGGUCAAAGUGAUUGAGGAAGACGUCACGAUUAAGGCCAAGAUUUGCGCUGAUGACUUGGCUAAAGCAGAGCCGGCUCUGCUCGCGGCGCAAGAGGCCUUGAACACCUUGAACAAGAACAACUUGACUGAGUUGAAGGCCUUCGGCUCGCCGCCCGACGCGGUAGUCACCGUGACAGCUGCUGUGCUCGUGCUGUUUUCCAAGAAGGGGAAGAUUCCAAAGGACAGGUCAUGGAAAGCUUGCAAGCUAAUGAUGGCAAAAGUCGAUCAGUUUUUAUACGACCUGGUUUACUACGACAAGGAAAAUAUCCAUCCCGAUGUCAUCAAGGCUGUGCAGCCUUACAUCAAGAAUCCAGACUUCAAUGCGGAGUUCAUUAUGUCCAAGUCGGCUGCGGCAGCGGGUCUUUGCGCGUGGGUGAUCAACAUCUGCAAGUUCUACGAUGUGUACGUGGUGGUCGAGCCCAAGAGGCGCGCUCUGAACGCAGCCAAUGCGGAGUUGCAAGCUGCCAGGGACAAGCUGGCUAUGCUUACAGACCAGAUUAAGGAACUCGAGGAAAAACUCGGGGUUUUGAUGAAAGCUUUCCAAGAAGCCGUCAACGAGAAAAUGAAGUGUCAGGCUGAAGCAGAUGCGACCAAUGCUACUAUUGACUUAGCGAACAGAUUGGUCAACGGACUGGCUUCAGAGAAAAUCAGAUGGACCGCAACUGUAGCAAACUUGAAAGAGUCUGGAGUCAUGUUGCCUGGCGACACAUUGCUUAUUACCGCGUUCAUAUCCUACGUUGGUUGCUUCAUGCGUCGGUACCGGCAGCAGCUUAUGAGUGAUGACUGGGUACCUAUGUUGUCAAAGACAAACCCCGUAAUCGAGACAACUGAAGGCUUGGAUCCACUGUCCAUGCUCACAGACGACGCUCAGGUGGCAGUCUGGAACAACGAGGGACUGCCCAAUGAUUCAAUGAGCACGGAAAAUGCCACUAUUCUUACAAACUCUGCCCGCUGGCCACUUAUGAUUGAUCCUCAACUACAAGGCAUAAAAUGGAUCAAGUCCAAGUACGGUGACGCGCUGGUAGUGAUCAGACUGACACAGCGCAAUUACCUGGACCGCAUCGAGCGGGCGGUCAGCAACGGCAACGUGGUGAUGUUAGAGAACAUCGGCGAGUCUGUUGACGCCGUGCUUGAGCCGCUGUUGGGAAGAGUGCUUAUCAGAAAGGGACGCGUGCUCAAGAUUGGAGACAGGGAAAUUGACUACAAUCCAAAUUUCCGCCUGAUUAUACAAACUAAAUUGGCAAAUCCCCAUUACCAGCCCGAGAUGCAGGCACAGUGUACCUUGAUAAACUUCACUGUCACCAGAGAUGGUCUCGAAGAACAGCUGUUAGGUGAAGUCGUGAAGGCUGAAAGACCCGAUUUGGAGAGCUUGAGAGCAGGUCUAACGAAACAGCAAAAUGACUUCAAGAUCACGCUCAAAACGCUUGAAGACGAUCUACUGAAGAGAUUGUCUUCUGCCGGACCUGACAUCCUCAGUGAUUCGGCGCUGGUGAUCAACUUGGAAACCACCAAGAAGACGGCAGCAGACAUUGAAAUAAAGGUCGAAGAAGGCAAGGUUACGUCUGUGAAGAUUGACGAGGCCAGAGAACGAUAUAGACGAGCAGCUACCCGUGCCUCUAUCCUGUAUUUCAUCCUAAACGAUUUGUACCGAAUCAACCCGAUGUACCAGUUCUCACUGAAGGCCUACAGCGUAGUGUUCAAAGAUGCUUUGGCCCGCGCUGAUCCUGCCGAUGACCUUGAAGGCCGAGUGAGGAAUCUACUGGACAGCAUCACGUUUGCUGUCUUUGUGUACACUAGCAGAGGUCUCUUUGAGAGGGAUAAGCUGGUGUUCUUGUUCUUGAUUACAGUUCAGGUCUUGCAAGGUGAAGGAAAAGUAGACCCCCGUGAAUUGGACUUCCUUCUCAAGUACGCCGUGGCACCUGAAAAUUCGCCAUACUCCUGGCUAAACAACACCUCCUGGGGUGGUAUCAUAGCACUUGCCAAGAUGGACGCUUUUGAAAAUCUUGACAAGGACAUUGAAGGGGCAACAAAAAGGUAA
Ostrinia furnacalis (Asian corn borer) is the source of this 11823-nucleotide messenger RNA. Its product is annotated as dynein beta chain, ciliary-like. Gene Ontology annotation, biological process: microtubule-based movement. The record is from RefSeq and is a predicted model, not a curated record. Lineage: Eukaryota; Metazoa; Arthropoda; Insecta; Lepidoptera; Crambidae. Gene Ontology annotation, molecular function: dynein intermediate chain binding; ATP binding; dynein light intermediate chain binding. Gene Ontology annotation, cellular component: dynein complex. The transcript is spliced from 68 exons.